GGUCAAAGCCACCAAACUUCAAGAAGAGGGGGCAGCAACAACAGACUGUAUCUCACAGCCACAGCCAAGAAAGAAAGAACUCUCCAACAAACAAGCCAGCAACUGCAACCAAAAACCUCCAUUUGGGACACAUAUCCUAUGCAGAAGAUAGCAUUCCAGCUGAGGAACAAGCUGAACAUUGGGCGCCUUGUUCACCAGGGGAAGUGCACAUCUGCCUCUCACCAGGCGAAGUUCGCUUCCCCUUCUGUCUUGGAGCUGAGAUGAUGGGGAGCAUGACCAGCCUCAGUGGGUCUUAUGCAGACUCUUUAGAAUCCCAGAUCUGCCAAGAUCUCCCUUGCUUUUCGGAGGAGGAGCAGGAGGAGGAGCAGGAGCAGCAGCUGCAUCACCAAAGCCAUACUGCAGACAGCAAUGGGGAGGUUCAACCUAUCGGCCAGGCAUGGGACGUCCUGGACACCAAAUGCCGGAGUAUAGAGGAGCUCAGGAUGGAGCUGAGAAGGGCGACGGAAGCCAUCCUGACUGCUGAGCCAGUAUCCCAGCCCCGCCAGCUGGAGGAUAGACACUGCCAUGGGGAGGAAGAGGAGGUGGAGGAGAAAGUAAAAGAAGAUGCAGAGUGGCAGGACGGGGACCAUCAGAACCACUAUGUGCACAUCUGCCUCUCACCAGGCGAAGUUCGCUUCCCCUUCUGUCUUGGAGCUGAGAUGAUGGGGAGCAUGACCAGCCUCAGUGGGUCUUAUGCAGACUCUUUAGAAUCCCAGAUCUGCCAAGAUCUCCCUUGCUUUUCGGAGGAGGAGCAGGAGGAGGAGCAGGAGCAGCAGCUGCAUCACCAAAGCCAUACUGCAGACAGCAAUGGGGAGGUUCAACCUAUCGGCCAGGCAUGGGACGUCCUGGACACCAAAUGCCGGAGUAUAGAGGAGCUCAGGAUGGAGCUGAGAAGGGCGACGGAAGCCAUCCUGACUGCUGAGCCAGUAUCCCAGCCCCGCCAGCUGGAGGAUAGACACUGCCAUGGGGAGGAAGAGGAGGUGGAGGAGAAAGUAAAAGAAGAUGCAGAGUGGCAGGACGGGGACCAUCAGAACCACUAUGUGCACAUCUGCCUCUCACCAGGCGAAGUUCGCUUCCCCUUCUGUCUUGGAGCUGAGAUGAUGGGGAGCAUGACCAGCCUCAGUGGGUCUUAUGCAGACUCUUUAGAAUCCCAGAUCUGCCAAGAUCUCCCUUGCUUUUCGGAGGAGGAGCAGGAGGAGGAGCAGGAGCAGCAGCUGCAUCACCAAAGCCAUACUGCAGACAGCAAUGGGGAGGUUCAACCUAUCGGCCAGGCAUGGGACGUCCUGGACACCAAAUGCCGGAGUAUAGAGGAGCUCAGGAUGGAGCUGAGAAGGGCGACGGAAGCCAUCCUGACUGCUGAGCCAGUAUCCCAGCCCCGCCAGCUGGAGGAUAGACACUGCCAUGGGGAGGAAGAGGAGGUGGAGGAGAAAGUAAAAGAAGAUGCAGAGUGGCAGGACGGGGACCAUCAGAACCACUAUGAUGUGCAGCAGCAAAGGCAAUGCCUGACAUCAGUGGAGGAGGGUGAGGGGCCAGCUCCAAGUCAGGAGGAGGAGCAGCAGGCCGCAGUGAGCGUGCAGCAGGAGGAGGCCACAGGGGGCACUGCAGAAGGUCAGGAGGAAUGGAGGCUGCACAUCCAGGCUUUGGAGGCGCGAGUGGAAGCCCUUGAGAAUGCUGGGCAUGCAGAGGGGACUGCCACCAUACAGGGCACAGUGGGGGCAGGCGGGGCAGCAGGUCAAGAGGAAUGGAGGAUGUGCUUCCAGGCGCUGGAGGCACGGAUGGCUGCCAUGGAAGAUGAUGUCGCAAGAAGGGUGAAGGAGGCCAUGGACCACCACUUUGAGGAGCCGGAGAAGAGUUUCUGUUAUGCCAAGGAAGAGGAGCCUCCAGAGACUGCAGGUCCCAGCCUUCCUGAGUGCGUGGAGGAGUUGUUGCAGCCGUACAUCAACAAAAUUGAGAGGCUGCAGAGGGAGAACACUGCCCUCAAAGAAAGGAUGUGCUGCUUUGAGGCGGCCCAUGGCCAAGUCGGGGAAUGAGAAAGUCCAGUGCACAUUGGACUUGUGCAAUGGUCCACUGCACACUCUUCCCAUGGUCUGGACUGACAGCACAGCCCAACAGCCUCAGGAGUGGACAGUAACUCGCAACUAAGCCCCCUUUGCCCUUGCCUCCCCUUGCCUCCCCUCUCAUUGUCUUAUACUGCUUUUUAUUGUUGUUUUUUUCAUUUUUAAUCUGGAUUUUAUUGUUUUAUACUCCCCUUUUAAUCUUUUCUGUGCAUUGUUAUAAUAGAAAUAAAAAUAUUUUAGUAGUUUUA
This is a messenger RNA of Hemicordylus capensis (graceful crag lizard), 2344 nucleotides long. RefSeq names its product probable serine/threonine-protein kinase kinX. Bases 261 to 2069 code for a protein of 602 amino acids. The transcript is spliced from 34 exons. Lineage: Eukaryota; Metazoa; Chordata; Lepidosauria; Squamata; Cordylidae. The record is from RefSeq and is a predicted model, not a curated record.